Molecule: messenger RNA, 1689 nt
Organism: Elephantulus edwardii (Cape elephant shrew)
Lineage: Eukaryota; Metazoa; Chordata; Mammalia; Macroscelidea; Macroscelididae
Gene: RTKN
Product: rhotekin
Exons: 12
Coding region: 1-1689 (562 amino acids)
Biological process (GO): mitotic cytokinesis; actomyosin contractile ring assembly; septin ring organization
Cellular component (GO): actomyosin contractile ring
Source: RefSeq, a predicted model, not a curated record
AUGUUCUCCCGAAACCACCGGAGCCGAGUCACCGUGGCUCGCGGCUCCGCCCUGGAGAUGGAGUUCAAACGCGGCCGCUUCCGACUCAGCCUCUUCAGCGACCCGCCCGAGGACACGGAGUUGCAGAGGAAGUUGGACCAUGAGAUCCGGAUGCGGGAAGGGGCCUGCAAGCUGCUGGCGGCCUGCUCCCAGCGUGAGCAGGCCCUGGAGGCCACCAAGAGCCUGCUGGUGUGUAACAGUCGCAUCCUUAACUACAUGGGCGAACUCCAGCGGCGGAAGGAGGCCCAGGUGCUGGGGAAGGCAGGCCGCAGGCCUUCCGACAGCGGGCCCCCAGCUGACCGCUCGCCCUGCCGCGGCCGGGUCUGCAUCUCUGACCUCCGGAUCCCGCUCAUGUGGAAGGACACGGAGUAUUUCAAGAACAAAGGUGACCUGCAUCGCUGGGCAGUGUUCCUGCUGCUGCAGCUGGGGGAGCACAUCGAGGACACCGAGAUGAUGCUGGUGGACAGGACCCUCACGGACAUCUCCUUCCAGAGCAGCGUGCUCUUCACUGAAGUGGGACCGGACUUCGAGCUGCGUCUGGAGCUGUACGGGGCCUGCGUGGAAGAAGAAGGGGCGCUGACGGGUGCCCCCAAGAGGCUUGCUACGAAGCUCAGCAGCUCGCUGGGCCGCUCGUCGGGGAGGCGUGUCCGGGCAUCGCUGGACAGCGCAGGGGCCAGUGCUGGGGGCUCAGGGAGCAGCCCCAUCCUGCUCCCCACCCUGGCUGUGGGUGGUCCCCGCUACCACCUCCUGGCCCAUACCACGCUCACCCUGGCAGCAGUGCAGGAUGGCUUCCGCACGCAUGACCUCACCCUGACCAGUCAUGAGGAGAACCCUGCCUGGCUCCCCCUUUACGGGAGCGUCUGCUGCCGCCUGGCCGCACAGCCUCUCUGCAUGACUCAGCCUUCAGCCAGUGGGGCCCUCAGGGUGCAGCACACCGGGGAGCCGCGGAGCUGGGCCAGCGUCCACGGGGUCCUGCGGGGCACCCAGCUCGUCUGUUACCGGCGCCCAGAGGACGCAGACUCAGGGGAGGAGCCCCUGCUGACGAUUGUCAUCAACAAGGACACCCGGGUUCGGGCCGGGGAGCUGGACCAGGCCCCAGGACCAGGGCGGCCCUUCACCCUGACCAUCAGUAACCGGUAUGGGGGUGAUGAGGUGAUGCACACGCUGCAGAUGGAGAGCCGCGGGGCCCUGCAGAGCUGGAUGGAGGCACUGUGGCAGCUCUUCUUUGACAUGAGCCAGUGGAAGCAGUGCUGUGAUGAGGUCAUGAGGAUCGAGACCCCUGCUCCUCGGAAGCCACCCCAAGCGCUGGCCAAGCAGGGGUCCUUGUAUCAUGAGAUGGCUAUCGAACCACUGGACGACAUCGCGGCAGUGACAGACAUCCUGGCCCAACGGGAGGGCCGGAGCCUGGAGACGCCCCCACCCUGGCUAGCCAUGUUUACAGACCAGCCCGCCCUGCCUGGCCCUGGCUCAUCUGCCUCCGCCCAGCCCCGGCCCUGGGGUCGGCCCAGAACCUUCUCCCUGGACGCUGUGCCCCCGGACCACCCGCUUGGGACUUCCUGCGUGGCCCCUCUCCCCGCACAGCAGUCUCCACGGUCCAGAGGCCUGUGCGGCAAAGGCCCAGCCCGCACCUGGCUGCAGUCACCGGUGUGA